Messenger RNA from Fusarium venenatum, 1563 nucleotides. RefSeq names its product mannosyltransferase putative-domain-containing protein. Gene Ontology annotation, biological process: mannan biosynthetic process. Gene Ontology annotation, molecular function: alpha-1,2-mannosyltransferase activity. Gene Ontology annotation, cellular component: Golgi apparatus. The record is from RefSeq and is a predicted model, not a curated record. Lineage: Eukaryota; Fungi; Ascomycota; Sordariomycetes; Hypocreales; Nectriaceae.
AUGAUUCGAACUUGGCGCGACAAUGCCGUAAAAGGCGUCGGACAAUUCGGUGUCGUUUCUACGCGUCAACGCCUCAUAAAAACCAUCACAAUACUCAUCGCCUUCAUCUGUCUCCUCACUUUAUGGGAAUUCUGGUCCGAUCUCUCAUUCGCGUAUCAGAGAGUCACGUCAUCAAGCUUGGCGCAAGCGAACGCGCCAAGUCAAACAAUCCAUGAACCCCAAUUUACUGGCCCGACAAAUCAAACAACCCAAUUUUGGGCCGAUUUACUCCAACAAUUCUACAACGCCAAACCUGAAGGCAAGAAAAUCAGACCUCCCAAGUCUCUUUCACGUGAUAAAUUCGAUCCUCAUGGAAGCACUCCCCAGACCGACACAGACUGGUUAGAGGUAUCAGAUGAGGAGAUCGACUCGCUAAAAGAAAACCACGAAACAUUUAUCCAGGGUCUGCGACAUCUUGCCCCGAAACUUCCAUUCCAGCCCAGCACCAGGGGUAUCGUCAUCACCUCCAAAGGCUCUGCGUUCGGAGUAGCAGCCACCGCUGUACUCAUGCUGCGACAUGUCGGAUCAAUCCUACCCGUCCAGCUUUUUCUUGACUCGGCAACUGAACAAGAGUUGGAGAGGUGCAAUGACACAUUAACAGAUUUGCAAGUACAAUGCUUAAACAUGGACGAUUUCCUACGCCUACCAGACACAACAUCAAUUCGCAAACCGAGGAUCCAAUCUUACCAGUACAAAGUCAUGUCCAUCAUCUUCUCCAGCUUUCAAGACAUUCUAUUCCUUGAUGCCGAUGCCUUUCCUCUUAGAAACCCCGAUCAUCUCUUUGACGUGGAACCGUACAAGGGUAGCGGACUGGUAACAUGGCCAGACUUCUGGCUGCCCACCAUAUCUCCUCUGUUCUACAAGAUCGCUGGGGUCAAGAUGCCAAACGUGACAAUCGACUCUCGAAGCUCCGAGUCAGGGGUCAUGCUUUACAACAAAGCAAGACACGCCGACAGUCUCUUGCUGGCUGCUUACUACAACUUUUACGGCCCAAGAUUUUAUUACCAGCUUCACUCCCAAGGCGCUUGGGGCUCGGGUGACAAGGAGACAUUCAUGCAGAGUGCCUAUGUUCUGGGCAACCCUUUCUGGCAAGUGAAACAGCCACCUGAGCUGGUGACAUCUGAAAAGAUCAAUUGGGGCAGCGGAAUCUGGCAGGCGGAUCCCGAAUACGACUGGAAACUGCGAACAGAACGGGCGAAAAAUAUGACGACUACUUCCAUGCGAAAAAGAAAGCAAAGAUUAAACGAGGAGGAUGUCAAGGUCACGAGCACAAUGUUUGCUCAUCUCAACAGGGUCAAGUUCGACAUGACGCAUCCGAUGCAAAUAUUGGAGGACUUGGCACCUGAACAUCCCGACGGGCGCAUAACACGACUAUGGGGAGAUGAUAUCGGCAAGGUCUCCGACAUAGCUGGAUACGAUCUAGAAAAGGCCAUCUGGGAAGAGGCCAUGAAGGUGAAUUGCGCCCGUGAAUUAAUGGAGGAAUGUAACAAGAUACGGAAAUAUUACGAGGCAACGUUUAGAUAG